Molecule: messenger RNA, 2219 nt
Organism: Struthio camelus australis
Lineage: Eukaryota; Metazoa; Chordata; Aves; Struthioniformes; Struthionidae
Source: RefSeq, a predicted model, not a curated record
AUGAGAUGUACACUAUUGAGAGGAACGCCGAACGGACAGCCUCCGCGGGUAGACUGCUCUAUGACAUGUUUGUGAAUUUUCCAGACCAACCCGCAGUGUGGCGAGAGAUCAGUGUUAUUACAUCAGCGUUAAGGAACGACUCCCAGGACAAGCAGACACAGUUUUUAAGAGGAUUAUUUGAGACCCUUCCUGGUAGAGUCCAAUGUGAAAUGUUACUAAAGGCCACAGAGCAGUGUUUUAACACACUGGAAAGGGCAGAAAUGCUCCUGCUCCUUCUGCGGCGCUUCCCAGAGACUGUGGUACAACACGGGGUAGGCCUUGGAGAAACCUUAUUAGAAGCUGAAAGUAUUGAAGACCAAGAAUCCCCAGUGAAUUGUUUUAGAAAACUAUUUGUAUGUGAUGUUCUUCCUCUAAUAAUCAACAACCCUGAUGUUCGGCUUCCUGCCAGCUUGCUAUAUAAAUAUCUGAAUAAAGCAGCAGAAUUUUAUAUCAACUAUGUAACUCGAUCUACACAGACUGAAAGCCAGUAUCAAGGUUCACAAGAUUCUGCUGAUAUUUUGUCUCCAAGCAAACGUAGCUCUCAGAAAUAUGUAAUAGAUGGUCUCACAGAGAAAUCAUCCCAGAUUACAGAUCCUUGGGAGAGGCUAUUUAAAAUAUUGUCUGUGGUGGGAAUGAGGUGUGAAUGGCAAAUGGAUAAAGGAAGAAGAAGUUUUGGUGAUAUUUUGCAUAGAAUGAAAGACCUCUGCAGGUACAUCAGUAACUUUGAUAGCGAUGCACAUGCUAAAUACAAGAAUCAAGUAGUGUAUUCCACGAUGUUGGUCUUCUUUAAAAAUGCAUUCCAGUAUGUCAGCAACAUCCAGCCAUCUCUCUUUCAAGGUCCAAAUGCUCCAAACCAAGCCCCACUGAUUCUUCUUGAGGAUGUGACCAACAUCUAUGGUGAUACAGAUAUUGAUCGUAACAAACACAUACACAAAAAGAGGAAACUUGCAGAAGGAAGAGAGAAAACAAUGCAGAGCUCAGACGAUGAGGAUCCUUCUGGGAAGGGGCGAAGUCGCCAUAUUGCAGUAAAUAAGGCAGAUCUUGCAAACUCUAUUGAAGUAUUGGAGAGCUUUAAACUGGCAAGAGAGAGCUGGGAGCUGCUCUAUUCCCUGGAAUCACUCGAUAAAGAGUUCACCAGAAUUUGUUUGUCAUGGAAGACGGACACUUGGCUUUGGUUAAGAAUCUUUCUUACAGAUAUGAUCAUCUACCAGGGACAAUACAAAAAAGCGAUUAGCAGCCUACAUCACUUGGCAGCUCUUCAGGGCUCUCAUUCGCCGCAGCAAAUUACAGGACAAGGCUCGCUAGAAAAUCAGAGAGCGCUGAUCCAGUUAGCAACUUGCCACUUUGCCCUUGGAGAAUAUAGGCAAACAUGCGAAAAAGUGCUUGACCUCAUGUGCUAUAUUUUACUUCCAAUACAAGAAGGAGGUAAAGUACAAGAGGAGCAACCUAAAGUCAAGUCUAAAUUCAGGAAAGGGUCUGAUUUGAAGCUUUGGCCGUGUACCAGUAGAGCUAUCAUGCCCUAUUGCCUUCAUCUGUUACUGGCUUGUUUCAAGCUUAGAGCUUUCACAGACAGCAGAGAUGAUAUGGCAUUGGGCCAUGUCGUUGUUUUGCUUCAGCAUGAAUGGCCGAGAGGUGAAAACUUGUUCCUGAAAGCCAUCAACAAAAUCUGCCAACAAGGAAACUUCCAGUAUGAGAAUUUUUUCAACUAUGUUACAAAUAUUGAUAUGCUGGAGGAAUUUGCUUAUUUAAGAACACAGGAAGGAGGGAAAAUUCAUCUGGAAUUGUUGCCAAAUCAAGCACUGUUGAUCAAGCAUCACACAGUUACCCGGGGUAUAACCAAAGGAGUGAAGGAAGAUUUCCGCCUGGCCAUGGAGCGCCAGGUUGCACGCUGUGGGGAAAAUCUCAUGGUGGUCUUGCACAGGUUCUGCAUUAAUGAGAAAAUACUGCUGCUUCAGACUCUUGCUUGAAUGGACUGGACCGUGAUGCAAUGUCUCUUAUGGAGAGAGGGGAAGGCUCUUGAAUUAAGAGCAGCACCACUGUGGAAAAUCACUUGUCCAUAUAAUCACAACUUCCGUAUCAGUUGCAGGUUCUGCAGUACACAAACACUGCUUAGUGUUUGCUCACUGCUAAGUUUUCUUACAGGGGUAGAUCAAACUUUAUAAAUAAAACUUUAAGAAGUC